Molecule: messenger RNA, 4480 nt
Organism: Phragmites australis (common reed)
Lineage: Eukaryota; Viridiplantae; Streptophyta; Magnoliopsida; Poales; Poaceae
Product: probable ubiquitin-conjugating enzyme E2 24
Exons: 10
Coding region: 1471-4089 (872 amino acids)
Source: RefSeq, a predicted model, not a curated record
ACGCGAGGGGACGGCGUGGAAAGAAAAUUCCAGAGCCCAACCAAAGCUCCAGUUCGCAGCACAGCACUCAGAGAAAAAAAAAUGAAGAAAAAGGCGAGAUCGUAAAGUGGCAGAACGGAAUCCCAUUAGCGCAGCGCAAUUAGGCGCGCCACCAAUUAAAGAAACCAAAAGAAUUGGGCGCAGCACCGGAAAGGCGAGGCCUUUGCGCACCGUAGAAAUUACCGGCACCGGCACCACGACCAAUCGAGCAGCCGCCGAGCAGUCAGCAAGAGCCAAGAGCCAAGAAGCUCUCUUCCUGUCUCCAGGCUCUGUCUGUGCCCUCUCUCCCUGCGUUCUCACUACCACCUGAAAUAUCAGGGCGCCCGCGGGCUCCCAGUUCCACUGAUCCGGGCUGUGAUUUGGUGCGACUUGGUGGUGGAGUUGGUGGUGUGCGUCUUGGUUGCUGCUUCCUUCUUUCUCGCUUGGAGGAUUUGGAGCAGUUCGUAUUCAGGACUGGCUGGCCAUGAUCGAAGGGUUCGGGGAUGGAUUGAGGCGUGGGGGGAGAGGAGGGCAGCUUCCUGAUCUUCGGUGAUCGGGUUUGGGUUCUUGGGAUCAUCGGAGCAAGCAUGGCGGCGGGUUCGAAUUGUCAGAGGUUCUGCUGACCUUUGCAAUUUGAUUGAAAGGACCACUCUAUUCUGUGAUCUCAGCAUAUGUGAAGCCCUCUCUGAUGAAAAACUGUUAUCUUGGUUGCUUCUUGAUGAGUAAUUUUGGAUUAUUCCUGGCCACUUAUGUCCUCUGAUCAUCCAAAGCAUACCCAUCUAUUAGUUGGUUUUCCUCUAUUGGAAUUACCAACUUUCAUAAGCAAAUUCUUGUUUUAGGGCAAAUCUCCUUUGGCAAAUAUAGUUCGGAGCACAUCAUCUUGUCGACCUACUAUCCUGAGCAUAUUCCCUUGUUGGAUGAACUAUCUACAGUGACAAGACUUCCAAAUAAUCUUCUCUUAGGAGAUUCUCAUUUACUUUGAUGGAAGAUUCAGAAGGUUUCGUUCCUGGUCAAUCUUCCUCCAUCACAGCUGAUUUGCUGGGCAAAUCUCCUUUGGCAAUAACCUACCAAUAGUUCUUCUGGGCAAAUCUCCUUUGGCAUUAGCUUUUACUUCAGAUCUCUCUCUGGGCAAAUCUCCUUUGGCACUAGCUCUAGCUUUAGUUUCAGAUUUCUUUGUGGGAAAAUCUCCUUUGGCACUAGCUUUAGCUUCAGAUUAAGGUCUGGGCAAAUCUCCUUUGGCAUUAAGUACUACUGUUUCUUAUUUACUAUUUUGGGUAAUUCUCCUUCGGCAGUGAGUAUUAGCAGCUAUAUCAGGGUAAUUCUCCUUUGGCAUUAACACUCAAGUGUGCUGGCUGUAUGCACAUAAGUUCUACCAAAAUAUCACUCUUUCCUGUGGUUGUGUUUUCAGUGAAAGACUGAAUAUCGACAAGUACUCUGGAAGGGCUUGGAAUCAUGGAUUUGUUUGCAAUUGACUCGGAUUGUGAGUCAUACAGUGGGACCAGUGACAGCGAGGACCAAGAAGAAUGUGAAUUUACAUACAGUGACCAUGCCCAGAACAUCUUGUCAAGCCUGGACGAGAGCAUUGGCAAGAUUGAUGAUUUCCUGACUUUUGAAAGAGGGUUUCUGCAUGGGGACAUAGUCUGCCCUGUUUCUGAUCCCUCAAGUCAACUGGGACGUGUUGUUGGUGUUGCAAUGUUUGUUGACUUGGAGACAAGCUCUGGUGACAUAAUUAAAGAUGUAAACAGCAAGAAGCUUUCAAGAGUGAGAUCCUUUGUUUCCGGUGACUGUGUGGUUAUGGGACCAUGGAUUGGACGAGUGAUCAGAGCAUUUGACUUGGUUAGUGUUGUAUUCAGUGAUGGAGCGAAGUGUGAGAUGCUGUUAAAGGAUUCUGAGGUACUGAAGCCCAUUCCUCCUAUCCUUUUUGAAGAUGCACCUUAUUUUUACUAUCCAGGUCAACGUGUGAGAAUUAUCCAUCCCUCGGUUUCCAAGUCAGGAACAUGGCUGUGUGGAUCAUGGAGGCCCAGUAGAGAUGAAGGUGUUGUGUCUCAUGUAGAUGUUGGGCUGGUGCAUGUGAACUGGAUCGCCUCUGUGACAAAUGUUUGGGGAGAUCAAUCAUCAAGUCCUCCAAACUUUCAGGACCCAAAGAACCUCACAUUGUUGUCAUGCUUCCCUUAUGCUAAUUGGCAAUUGGGUGAUUGGUGUGCUCUUAGAGCUGAUGACGAUGGAUGUCUAUGGAUGAAUUCUAGCAAGUAUUGCGUUCUUCGUAAGGCCCAAAAGUGCGACUCUCGCAUGCACAUGGGUUUUCAGGCUUAUGGUUCAUCAUGUUCUCAAACAUAUGUUGUUGCAAAGACAAAGAGCACUGUUGAUGUUCUCUGGCAAAAUGGAAGUAUAUCUCUUGGCCUAGAACCCCAGACAUUGGUUCCUGUUAGUACCCUUGGUGAUCAUGAAUUUUGGCCAGGGCAAUUUGUCCUUGAGAAACUGACAGUAGAGGAUGCUGGUAGGUGUCAGCGAGCUGGGAUAGUGAGAGAUGUGGAUGCACACGAGCGAACUGUAAAUGUAAAAUGGAUUGUUGCAGCAGGUAGUGACACUGUUAGUUAUGGAAGUGACCCCAAUGUGGAAACUGUGAGUGCUUAUGAAUUGGUAGAGCACCCUGAUUUCUCCUUCUGCAUUGGUGAGGUCGUUAUCAGGUCAGCUGUGAACAUAGGCAUGUCUGAAACAGAUCUCACAAAAGGGUCAAUAGCAAGCAGGGAAUCAUUGGUUACCGCUUCUGGCUUCUUAUCAUGCAUUGGAAAUGUUCUUGGGUACAAGGAUGAUGAAAUUGAAGUCCAAUGGGCUAGUGGUGUGGUAUCCAAGGUGCAACAUUUUGAAAUAAUUGGAUUAGAUAGGCUUUUGGAUAGUUCACUAGAAUUGACGAAUGAGGAACAUACAACAGUAGAUGUGGCUGAACAGGAGGAAAUGCACCAUGGGAAUACAAACAAUGCUCAGGAGGAGUAUACUGAAGACUGCACCGGAUCCUUGUGCAAAGCCACUGCUUUCCUCUUUCCCACGACAGCUUUUGAUUUUCUGACAAAUGUGGCUGCUAGUUUGUUUGGUACUCAUGGUUCUCCAUCUUCAAGCUCAGUUAUGGUAGAUCCUCGAUAUCAAAUUGUAAAUGUGGCAGAACUGCAGCCAUCUGCAGAAGAAUUUUCAGAAGCCGAACAGAUAGUGGAGUUGGUGGCACAGAUUGAGAAGCCAAAUCUAUCUUCAGAAGAUGGCAUUCCAAAAAGAUUCGAUGUAGUGACUGACUGUUCCGAUCAUCACUUUGUGAAGGAAAAUGACCACGAAAAUGUUACAAGAGUUUGGGUGAAGAAGGUCCAACAAGAAUGGACAAUCCUGCAAAAUGAUUUACCAGAUGGUAUUCAUGUAAGAGUUUAUGAGGAAAGGAUGGAUCUUCUGAGGGCUUGCAUUGUUGGGGCAGCCGGAACACCUUAUCAUGACAAUCUUUUUUUCUUUGAUAUUUUCUUUCCUCCUGAUUAUCCUCAUGAACCACCUUCUGUUUACUAUCACUCUGGUGGCCUCCGCCUGAACCCAAAUUUGUAUGAGUCGGGAAAAGUAUGUCUCAGCCUUCUCAAGACAUGGACAGGAACUGGUAAUGAAGUGUGGAAUCCAGAAAACUCGACUGUUCUUCAACUGUUGUUAUCCCUUCAGGCCCUUGUUCUCAAUGAAAAACCUUAUUUCAAUGAGGCGGGCUAUGACAAAUUUGUGGGAAAGGCGGAUGGAGAGAAGAACUCCAUCACAUACAAUGAGAAUGCUUUCUUGCUGUCAUGCAAGUCCAUGAUGUAUGUUUUGCAUAAGCCACCAAAGCAUUUUGAGAAGUUCGUCAAGGAGCACUUCACUUGCCGUGCCCCACGCAUUCUGGAUGCUUGCGACGCUUAUCUUGGUGGCGAUCUCGUCGGACAUGCGCGUGACAACGCAUACAUAUCAGAGGACGGCAGCAAGAACUGUUCAACCGGUUUCAAGAUAAUGCUUGCCAAGCUUCUGCCGAAACUUGGCGCUGCCUUCUCCGAGGCUGGGAUCACCAGCGACCAGUGAACCAGAGCAAGCAGAGCAAGCCUUCUCCCUGCAUCAGUGAUGAUAGUUUGCGACAUGGGUAUUGUAGAUUCGCCACAAAAAUGAGACCGUUUAUCGGUGAUGAUUAUGCGUGUAUUCCAAAAUAAAUUGCUGCAUGUUGUAUGUGUUACUUAUGUAUGUCUUGUAAAUGCGGAACAGUAUAUACGCAUGAUUGCUGAACUGAAAGGUUGCUAGCUGAAGGCAACUGGAGUGGCCGGGUUUGGGUUGUGUUGUCCUUGGGUAUAAAAAGUAUGUAAAUGUGUGUUUUGAAAUGGUUUUUGUCUGUAUUGUUGACAGAACAGCUGUAUGUAUAUAUAUUUGCUCGUACUACAGUGUGAAAUAAAAGGCUACAGUGUGAAAUACAAAGGCAACA